AAGAAACGCUCUGAUUGGAUCUGAUCCUUUUACAGGACAAGUCGCUCCUCCCUCACAGAGGACAGGUCAAAGAUGGCGUCGAUUAGGUGUUUUCUUCGCUCCGGGAAGAGUGCCGUCUCGGUGGUCCUGCGUAGAGAGUUCAGCAAGACCUCUCCAGCGGCUGUGCAGGUGAAUGUCCGAGAUGCCCUCAACCAGGCGAUGGACGAGGAACUGGAGAGGGAUGAGAGAGUCUUCCUUCUGGGUGAGGAGGUGGCCCAGUAUGAUGGAGCCUACAAGGUGAGCAGGGGACUGUGGAAGAAAUACGGAGACAAACGAAUCAUCGACACGCCAAUCACAGAGAUGGGCUUUGCAGGCAUUGCCGUUGGUGCGGCAUUCGCCGGGCUGAGGCCAAUCUGUGAGUUCAUGACCUGGAACUUUUCCAUGCAAGCCAUCGACCAGGUGAUCAACUCAGCUGCUAAGACCUACUACAUGUCAGCCGGAGCCCAGCCUGUCCCCAUUGUGUUCCGUGGUCCCAACGGCUCCUCUGCAGGUGUGGCAGCCCAACACUCCCAGUGUUUCGCUGCCUGGUACGGCCACUGCCCCGGCCUCAAAGUAAUCAGUCCCUGGAGCGCUGAGGACGCCAGAGGACUCCUCAAAGCAGCUAUCAGGGACAACAACCCUGUGGUGUUCCUGGAGAAUGAGCUGAUGUAUGGUGUGCCCUUUGACCUGUCUGAGGAGGUUAUGCAUAAAGACUUUGUCUUACCUAUUGGAAAGGCCAAGGUCGAAAGACAAGGAACCCACAUCACUCUCGUGUCACAUUCCCGGUGUGUGGGUUUCUGCCUGGACGCAGCCGCCGUCCUGGCUAAAGAGGGGGUUGAAUGUGAGGUGGUUAACCUGCGCACCAUAAGACCUCUGGAUGUGGACACCAUUGAGGCCAGCGUGAUCAAGACCGGCCAUCUGGUCACAGUGGAAGGGGGCUGGCCCCAGUAUGGAGUAGGCGCUGAGAUCUGUGCCAGGAUCAUGGAGGGCCCAGCCUUCAACUACCUGGAUGCCCCUGCAGUCCGCGUGACCGGUGUAGACAUCCCCAUGCCCUACGCUAAGAUCCUGGAGGACCACAGUGUACCUCAGAUCAAAGACAUCAUCUUCUCAGUCAAGAAGGUCUUGAAUAUGUAAACAUACCAAUAUGUAAACAUACCAAUGUCUCCCUCACUCUCACACCAUCUGUCUGUCUCUCCCGCCGUGUCUGUCCCUCUGUCUGUCCCUCUGUCUGUCCCUCUGUCUG
This is a messenger RNA of Salvelinus sp. IW2-2015, 1261 nucleotides long. RefSeq names its product pyruvate dehydrogenase E1 subunit beta (gene pdhb). Gene Ontology annotation, biological process: pyruvate decarboxylation to acetyl-CoA. Lineage: Eukaryota; Metazoa; Chordata; Actinopteri; Salmoniformes; Salmonidae. Gene Ontology annotation, molecular function: pyruvate dehydrogenase (acetyl-transferring) activity. The record is from RefSeq and is a predicted model, not a curated record.